UCGAAGACUAGCCUAUAAAUGUCAUAGCAACACCUUGGCAUGAAACAGAGCAAAUAUCUACCUCCUCCCGAGUUCCGACCAAGCUCACAGAAACCUUUGUUCUUUCAUUAUCUGCUUGCAACCAUGCAAAACACAAAACCUCAUGCAGCCUUAUUGUCUAGCCCUGGCAUGGGACACCUUAUCCCUGUCCUUGAACUAGGCAAACGCCUGGUCACUAACCAUGGCUUCACCGUCACAAUCUUUGUUGUCACAACAGACAAUUCCCUUUUAAAAUCCCAACUUCUCAAGCAAUCACCUUGUCCUGACCUGCUUAACAUUGUCUUGCUACCACCAGUGGACGUUUCUAGCCUAAUCACCCCAACUACUGGCAUCUUAGCACAACUAGCAAUUAUGAUGCGGGAGGCUUUGCCAAAACUACGGUCUGCAAUACUAGCCAUGAAGUUUUGUCCAACGGUUCUUGUUGUUGAUUUUUUUGGAACCGAAGCUAUGGUGAUUGCUGAUGAGUUUAACAUGUUGAAGUACGCGUUCAUGACUUCCACUGCAUGGUUUCUUGCACUUACAUUACAUAUGCCAACUAUUGAUAAGGCAAUUGAAGACAACCAUGUUAAGAACCAACAAGCUCUAUUGAUUCCCGGCUGCAAAUCACUUGAGUUCAGGGAUACGUUUGAGCCAGUUUUAGACCGAAAUGAUCAGAUGUACAUAGAGUACAAACGCAUGGGGGUUGCGAUGCAGAAGUUUGAUGGUAUUUUGGUGAAUACGUGGCAGGAUUUGGAGGGCACAACACUUGGUGCACUUGAAGAUGAAAAGAGGUUAGGGAGGGUGGCUCAGGUUCCGAUCUAUCCCGUUGGGCCACUGGUUAGAGCAAUUACACCAGGUCCAAAGAGUGAGAUGUUAGAGUGGCUAGACAUGCAGCCUAUUGAGUCUGUGAUUUAUGUCUCGUUUGGGAGCGGGGGAGCCCUAUCAGCCAGGCAAACAACCGAGCUAGCUUGUGGGCUAGAGUCAAGUGGCCAGAGGUUUAUCUGGGUGGUUCGUCCACCCAUAGAAGGCGAUUCAGCAGCAACCGUAUUUAAGACAAACCACAGAACUGACGACACCCCAGAUUUCUUGCCUGAUGGAUUCUUGACCCGAACCCGUAAGAUGGGACUAGUUGUCCCAAUGUGGGCACCUCAAACCGAAAUUUUGAGCCAUCCAUCAGUGGGGGGAUUCCUAUCACACGGCGGGUGGAAUUCAACCCUGGAAAGUAUAGUUAAUGGAGUUCCCAUGAUUACAUGGCCACUCUAUGCAGAGCAGGGGAUGAAUGCUGCAAUGCUUACCGAGGAUAUAGGAGUGGCCAUUCGUUCGAAGUCAUUGCCAGCAAAGGAAGUGGUGGUUCGAGAAGAGAUAGAGACAAUGGUUCGAACGAUCAUGGACAAAGGUGAUGCAAGAAGGGCAAGGGCCAAGACUCUAAAAUCAAGUGCUGAAAAAGCUCUGAGCAAGGGUGGCUCCUCUUACAAUUCACUUGCUCAUGUGGCAAAUGACUGUGAGACGGCCUUCAAAUACCUGAAAGCAAAGGCUCAAGGUGCAUAGAGGCCACGAGCAGCAUCCUCGAAAAAAGUAUUUUGCAUAUCUACACGGACCUCUACAUGAAGUCCUCUUUGAAUUUCUAUCUGAGAUUUCUUUUCUUUUUUUUCAGUUGAUUGUUACUUGGAAUGAUGAAAGAUGCUCUCUCUCUCUCUCUCUUGUUAAUUACUAAAUAAUCUGGAAUAAAAUAUAUAACAUCUCAGAUUCAUCCAAAAUAUUCCUC
Populus nigra (black poplar) is the source of this 1783-nucleotide messenger RNA. RefSeq names its product anthocyanidin 3-O-glucosyltransferase 5-like. The record is from RefSeq and is a predicted model, not a curated record. The transcript has a single exon. Gene Ontology annotation, molecular function: UDP-glycosyltransferase activity. Lineage: Eukaryota; Viridiplantae; Streptophyta; Magnoliopsida; Malpighiales; Salicaceae. Bases 40 to 1566 code for a protein of 508 amino acids.